AUGCAGCAGCCGCAGGACAUCCGGCGCUGCGCGCUCGCGCUGCUCCUACCUCUCUUCAUCCGCUCGACGAACGCCGUGGAGCUCUGUAUAUCAGUAUUUAGUGUCGUUGUAGCGACGCCUAUGGCUGUGUGGAUCGAUGGCAAGCCGUUUAACCGCGAGCUGGUCUUACCCGUCAUCGCGGCAACUGCGGCGUCGUGGCUCGGUAGCGUGCUAGCGGACUAUGUCGUUGUGGGCGAGUGGCUGCGUCUGCUCGUCACGUACGGGAUAGCGUUCGAUGGCAUGGAAAUGCUGAUACCUGCAUCCGUUGUCCCUGCGUCCAAGAAAGACCUCUCCAACCUCCGCGCCGCGCCCUUGCCCUCUAGUGCCUGGAUCUUACCCGUCGGCGUAUCUCUCCCGGUCACCCUUGAGCUACUGCCAUACUACAACGCCCACGUGGCUCCAAAGCUCUUCCUCAGCAUGGCAGUCAUCUUCUGCACGCUAGCCGUCCACGUCCAAACGUUCUUGGCAGCCCUUACACGCGCCACCCUAUGGAGAGACGCUAGCAAGAUUCUGGUAAAGAAGAUAGAGGAGGUACCCAGAAUCGUGGUCACGGACAUGGAAGUUCUCGACGGCAGGGCGAAAGAGAAGAAGAAAGAGCAAGGGUUGCAGAGGCCGAUGAUCCCGGCAUACGAUACGAAGAUGCUACAUCCCGUCCCCCCAUACAAGACGAAGACGAAGACGAAGACGAAGAAUGCGAAGAAGAAACCCCGGAAGAACAGCAUCUCGGCAGAUGAGUGGAAGAAAGCUGCGGAUAAGAAAGGCCGGCCUAAACCGACCUCGAAAUCGGUUGAUCUGCUGAACGCAGCACACGAAUCUCCCGCUCAGGUUAGGGCUCAGCUCCGCGAACCCGAGCUGGAAACAGGAAAGGAUAUGGGUGAAGAAGAGAGAAGGCAGGCCGAGGCAGACUACUGGAUGGAAAUCUUACUGGGAAAGAAAGACGGCGGUGAUGCACUGGUGAAGAUGGCUACACGUGGAAAGCCACGUCGACCGACGACGAGGAGGAGGGGUUAA
Trematosphaeria pertusa is the source of this 1050-nucleotide messenger RNA. RefSeq lists its product as uncharacterized. The transcript is spliced from 3 exons. Lineage: Eukaryota; Fungi; Ascomycota; Dothideomycetes; Pleosporales; Trematosphaeriaceae. The coding region runs from base 1 to 1050 and encodes 349 amino acids. The record is from RefSeq and is a predicted model, not a curated record.